Molecule: messenger RNA, 903 nt
Organism: Spea bombifrons (plains spadefoot toad)
Lineage: Eukaryota; Metazoa; Chordata; Amphibia; Anura; Pelobatidae
Gene: THY1
Product: Thy-1 cell surface antigen
Exons: 4
Coding region: 166-663 (165 amino acids)
Source: RefSeq, a predicted model, not a curated record
UGGAUGGGAUAGUCCACUUCUUUUUCCUUGCAGUUCUGGAAGCCAUCCAGCACUCCCCUCCCUUCUCUGCAGAGACAGCAGCUGAGCACUGCGGCACACGGAGACACUGAGUGCUGCGGAAGACGGACAUACUCAGGGAAGAAGGUGCCAAUAAGGACAAGAAAAAUGAAUUAUUUACUGCCAAUAACAAUAAUGCUAGCGGUACUCCACACUGGAUACUGCCAGAAGAUCACACAUCUCACAGCCUGCCUCAGCGGACCAGGCCCUCAGCUACGUAUAGACUGCCGAUACCAAAACAUCACAAACAAUCCACUGCGCUAUGAGUUCAGGAUCAAACAAGAUAGAGAACCUCAAUCAAUCAUUAGUACCAUAAACGUUAACUUCUUCAGUGAAAGAUACCAUAACAGGGCCAGCUCGGUCAUCUCCCGUGGGCUAGUCCAGCUUUAUCUUGAGCGCUUCAAUGCCUCAGAUGUGGGCCUUUAUACCUGUGCUCUGAAUAUUCCCGGUGACCUGACUCUUAACCAGACAGCCUCUAUCAAGGUCCAGAAAGAUAAAUUAGAAAGAUGUGGAGGAGUCAGCACGCUCAACCUCAGCACAUCAUGGCCCCUUCUUCUGCUUCUCUCCUUGCCUCUGCUCCAAGCUGGAGGAUUUCUGUAUCUCUGAGGACCAUUCUUUGAAAAAAAAUAUUAUCCCAACAUGACCAGAGAUAUCAUCCCUUUUUCAUGGCAUGGCUUGCCCUUGUUACCCAGCAUCACCAAUCAAAGACAUUUCCUCUGGCCCAGAAGCUUCUACAUGGUAGAAAACACAGGCAAUAAACAAGAAACAAAAUCAAUUUCUUAAAAUGACAAAUGUAUCACAGUAAUGCUUUCAUAUAAACUAUAUAAAUAUUGUAUAUCACAAACA